AUGGGUCUGAAGAUGGCUGAAUUCGAACCGUUCCCAGUCUCCUCCGAGUACUUCGCAAAGCCCGGUACUGCGCCCCACUCCGACGCCCCGUUCCUCCCGUACUGGGCCCGCUGUCGCACGCAGUGCGCCCAGAACUUGCUGGACUCCUCCGACGAGCCCAUCGAGUACGAUCACGACGACGAGGACUACAGCGACAACUGCUUUUUCUUCCCCGAGGAUUGUUCCUGGACUCCUCCUAAAGACUGGGUUGUGGAGGCCCACUGUCAGUCAACCAAACAGGUCCCUGAGAUCCGCAUCCACGAAGAUCCCCUGGGUGGCCUGGACGCCGCCGCCGACACCAUGAUUCCCGGUCUACCUGAUAUUAAGAUGCUCGACUCGGAGGCGCUGGGCGAUCUGCUGGAGGAUAAUCUCUCCCCGCCAGAGAUCACGACAAUGAUCGUGUUCGCUACCAACGGUGCCGUCUUUGCCUAUGCCUCUUCCCUCUCAUCCCGCCAGCUACGGAACCUGAGCUCGACCUAUGGCGCCGCAUAUACCUGCUACGCCAAGACCGCAUCAAGCGGAAACCUUACAGGGGUAAAUCCCGCCAGCCACCCGUCAUCCUACGUGACGGCCCAAUCCAUGUCGCUGGGCGACGUGGGAUCGAUUGUCUUUGAGCUGGACGACUCGGUGGCAGUGGUGACCCGUAUCGCGGACAAGGUCCUGCUGGCUGCAGUGGGUCCUAACAAGCUCGACGACACGAUAAACGGCGACGCGGCCGAUCACCUCGCGGUGGACGGCCCAAGUGACUCAACGGCUGGUAAUGGAACCACGCCAGAUGAGUCACAGGGUGAGGGUGGUGUGCCUUCUUCGAACACGCCAGCACAUAACGGUGCCCUCGAGGCUCAACACGAGAUCGACCGGAGCGCCGAUCUAUCCAGACUGGCUAGUCUGAACCUCUCUGCUUCACCAUCUGUGCUGCUUGCGCUGGAGUCUAAAUGUGCGGCUCUCGGGCGAUUCCUGGGAGAAAAAUUGAGUGAUCUCGAGAGCCCGGAGGAUUUCUAA
This is a messenger RNA of Penicillium daleae, 1041 nucleotides long. RefSeq lists its product as uncharacterized. Lineage: Eukaryota; Fungi; Ascomycota; Eurotiomycetes; Eurotiales; Aspergillaceae. The record is from RefSeq and is a predicted model, not a curated record. The transcript is spliced from 2 exons. The coding region runs from base 1 to 1041 and encodes 346 amino acids.